UUCCCGGGACGAGAGCACGUGCGGUCACGUGCGGAGGCCUGCGUCGAGCUGUGGCCGCCCGCCGCCGCCGGGCCACUCUCUGGCUCUUUCGGACACGCUAAAAUUGGCCUUCCGCCUUCACUGGACCUGUCUGUAGAGUAUUGGUAGGGGAAGGUUUCCUUCCUCCUCCUUCGCUCCCAGGGUAACAGUCAGAGGUUCAGUAGCUUUGCGGCCCGGGAGGUCUCCGUGCUCACGCAGGAUUUGUUUCCUGCUCUCCGCCCUUCCGUCUUCCCCUUAGUGAGCGUGGCGUGCCCCGCUGCUCCGGCUCUUGCCAGGACCCUUGCUGGGCCUGGUUCUAGUGGGCCUCCGUGUCCCUCCUGGUCAGCAGCCCCUCUGUCCCUCACCCUGCCCCCGGCAGUCAGGCUGUCAGGUUUCUGUGCACGGCUCGUGGGUCUGUGGCGCUUCUCUUGCGGGCUCUCAGCUCUGGCACACGUUCUCCCUCAGCUGGGCUCUUGCCCUCUGCUGUCAGAAUGUGUUCUCUUUUCUCUCUCGAAGCUCUGUGUACCGUGAGCCUGCGGGCUCUCGCCUUGCAGAGGUUUGGCGGGCUCAUUCACACCCGUGGCCUCCCGCACCCGCACGUGCCCUCUGUCUGCUGUCCUGCCUGGCCCGUGGUCAGACUUACGCAUUCUCCUUUAACAAGACACCUGCAGAAAAAACUUUCUGGCCACCCCAAUAUUGUCCAGUUUUGUUCUGCAGCAUCCAUAGGGAAGGAGGAGUCGGACACGGGGCAGGCCGAGUUCCUACUGCUCACCGAGCUCUGCAAAGGGCAGCUGGUGGAAUUUUUAAAGAAAAUUGAAUCUAGAGGUCCGCUCUCGUGCGAUACUGUUCUGAAGAUAUUCUAUCAGACGUGCAGAGCCGUGCAGCACAUGCACAGACAAAAGCCGCCCAUCAUCCAUAGAGACCUCAAGGUGGAGAACUUGUUGCUCAGUAACCAGGGGACCAUCAAGCUGUGUGACUUUGGCAGUGCUACGACCAUCUCGCAUUACCCGGACUACAGCUGGAGCGCCCAGAGGCGGGCCCUGGUGGAAGAAGAGAUCACCAGGAACACCACACCCAUGUAUAGGACGCCAGAGAUCGUGGACUUGUACUCGAACUUCCCCAUCGGCGAAAAGCAAGACAUUUGGGCCCUGGGCUGCAUCUUGUACCUGCUGUGCUUCAGGCAGCACCCAUUUGAAGACGGAGCAAAGCUUAGAAUAGUCAACGGGAAGUUCUCAAUCCCUCCUGAUGACACCCAGUACUCUGUGUUCCAUGACCUCAUCCGCGCUACGCUGAAGGUCAACCCCGAGGAGCGGCUGUCCAUCACAGAACUGGUCAACCAGCUCCAGGAGAUUGCGGCCGCCAGGAAUGUGAACCCCAAGUCGCCCAUCACUGAGCUCCUAGAGCAGAAUGGGGGCUAUGGGAAUGCUGUCCCGUCUCGAGGGCCUCCCCACCUCGGGGGCUCCAGCAGCGGCGGCUACAGUGGAGGCCUGGCGCUUGCCGAGUACGACCAGCCCUAUGGCGGGCUCCUGGAUAUCCUGCGGGGGGGCACCGAGCGCCUCUUCACAAACAUCAAGGACACCUCCUCCAAGGUCAUCCAGUCCGUUGCCAAUUACGCGAAGGGAGACUUGGACAUAUCUUACAUCACAUCCAGAAUUGCUGUGAUGUCAUUCCCAGCAGAAGGCGUGGAGUCGGCUAUCAAGAACAACAUAGAAGACGUCCGGUUGUUUUUGGACUCCAAGCACCCAGGACAUUAUGCGGUCUACAACCUCUCCCCCAGGACGUAUCGGCCCUCCAAGUUUCAUAACCGGGUUUCCGAGUGUGGCUGGGCGGCCCGGCGGGCCCCGAACCUUCGCAGCCUGUACAGCGUUUGCAGGAACAUGCACUCGUGGCUCAGGCAGGACCACAAGAACGUCUGUGUUGUGCACUGUGUGGACGGGAGAGCUGCCUCUGCUGUGGCCGUCUGCUCCUUCCUGUGCUUCUGCCGGCUCUUCAGCACCGCAGAGGCCGCCGUGUACAUGUUCAGCAUGAAGCGUUGCCCGCCGGGCAUCUGGCCAUCUCACAAAAGGUACAUUGAGUACGUGUGUGACAUGGUGGCCGAGGAGCCCAUCACGCCCCACAGCAAGCCCAUCCUGGUGAAAGCCGUGGUCAUGACGCCCGUGCCUCUGUUCAGCAAGCAGAGAAACGGCUGUAGGCCCUUCUGCGAGGUGUAUGUGGGGGACGAGCGAGUCACCACCACGUCUCAGGAGUACGACAAGAUGCGGGAUUUUAAAAUCGAGGAUGGCAAGGCAGUCAUUCCCCUGGGCAUAACCGUGCAGGGAGACGUGCUCAUCAUAAUCUACCACGCGAGGUCCACGCUGGGUGGAAGACUUCAGGCCAAGGUGGCGUCCAUGAAGAUGUUCCAGGUCCAGUUCCACACCGGGUUUGUGCCUCGGAACGCAGCUACCGUGAAAUUUGCAAAGUAUGACCUGGACGCGUGUGACAUUCAGGAGAAGUACCCCGAUUUAUUCCAAGUGAACCUAGAGGUGGAGGUGGAGCCCAGAGACAGGCCCAGCCGGGAGGCCCCCCCCUGGGAGAGCACCAGCAUGAGGGGGCUAAACCCCAAAAUCCUGUUUUCCAGCCGAGAGGAGCAGCAAGAUAUUCUGUCUAAAUUUGGGAAGCCAGAGCUCCCCAGGCAGCCCGGCUCCACCGCUCAGUAUGACGCCGAGGCGGGGUCUCCCGAUGCCGAGCCCACGGAGUCUGAUUCACCACAGAGCAGCGGCACAGACACCAGCCACUUCCUCCACACGCUGGACUGGCACGAGGAGAAAGACACAGAGACGGGCCCAGAAAGCAAUGUCGCCAAGGAGAGUGUGCCAGCCCCGGCCGCGGAUGCGGGCGGGAGUGAGCUGUCCGACGAGGAGGUGGCCACGCUGUCAGCCGAGAGCAGGGACGCAGCUGAGGAGGACACACCGGGCCCAGCGGGGAGGGCGCAAGAGCAAGAGUCGAUUUUUGACGCGGCCACACCGGCCACGCCACGUGAGCCUGCGUCGCAGGAGGACAGCGUCGACCUCCUGGGACUGCACUCUGGGACGGGGCCGGCACCCCCAGUGCAGGCCUGCGGGGCGGUCCCCAGUAACGCCGACCUGCUCAGCCGCCUCCUGGGGGCGCCUGACACUGCCCCGGAAGUCCCCCCGGGCGACCUGCUGGGCGGCGAUGCCCCCCUGCUCUUCACAAGCCCGGCUCCGCCCCUGAGUGCGCAGAGCCCACCCCGAGAAGGGCCGGCCGUGGCCGCCGACCCGUUUGAUCCUCUCCUCCUGCCAUCUGGUCCAGACACCCAGCCCUGCUCCAAGCCCGACCUCUUUGGCGAAUUUCUUAAUCCAGAACCUCCUGCUGCUCCCACCUCUUUCCCCUCCACCCACAGCGCCCCGCCCCCAGCCUGCAGCACCGACUUCCUGCACCUGGGGGAUAUACCAGCAGAGCCCAGCAAGAUGACCGCCUCGGCCAGCCACCCGGAUCUGCUGGGAGGGUGGGAGGCCUGGGCCGAGGCUCCGGCCCCUGCUCCUGCUAGUGAAGGUUCUUUCUUCUCUGCUGGAGGACAGCCCGCCCCUCCCGGCCCCUCUGCCAGCUGGACCAAGUCUCAGAGCCUGGACCCAUUUGCAGACCUCGGUGACCUCAGUUCUGGCCUCCAAGGCUCGCCUGCUGGAUUUGCUCCUGGAGGUUUCGGCCCUAAAACCGCCCCCCCUCCGUCAGGCGGCAGCUCCUGGCAGCAGACAAGUCGGCCCCCGGCCCAGAGCGCCCCAUGGCCCCCGCAGGCCAAGCCACCCCCCAAAGCCGGUGCACAGCCAAGGCCUAACUACACCGCCAACCUAAGUGUGAUCGGCGGCCGAGAGGAGAGGGGUUUCCGCACCCCUAGCUUCGGUCAGAAGCCGAGAGUGUCCGAGAGCGACUUUGAGGACCUGCUGUCCGAUCAGGGGUUCUCCUCCAAGUCUGACAGGAAGGGGCCCAGGACCAUGGCAGAGAUGCGGAGGCAGGAGCAGGCCAGAGACACAGACCCACUCAAGCUGAAGCUCCUGGAAUGGACGGAAGGCAAGGAGAGGAACAUCCGUGCACUGCUGUCCACCCUCCACACCGUGCUGUGGGACGGGGAGAGCCGCUGGACCCCUGUGGGCAUGGCCGACCUGGUGACCCCCGGGCAGGUGAAAAAACAGUACCGCCGUGCUGUGCUGGCGGUCCACCCGGACAAGGCCGCAGGCCAGCCAUACGAGCAGCUCGCCAGGAUGAUCUUCAUGGAGCUGAGUGACGCUUGGGCCGAGUUCGAGAGCCAGGGCUCCCGGCCCCUCUUCUAAGCCCACGGCGGUUGAGGCUCCGCGUGUGGCUCAUGGAGCCAGAAACUGCUGAGCUCCACCUGAAGGGUCCUGUCUGUGGCCGUCGUGGCGUGGGCUCACGUGGCCGCACCCGCACCGUUGUGGGCACCACCCCCAGAGGGUGCGUAGCAGACGCCGCUCCCCACUCCGCGGCACGAGGAGAGAAAGCAUUCCAGAGCCUCUGAUUCUCCUUUUCGUUUUCGGGUCCUGAAGGAAACGUGUUGAUGACAUUCCCCCCACGGUUGUCACGGUUUGUGAUUUGUUUCAUUUUGUCCAGUGGCCAUUGCCUCGAGAGCGCGCGGCUCAGCUGGCCCGCCCCGAAUCCCACUCGUGGACGCUGACUCCUCCCGUGCGUGACCAGCCCGGCAGCCGCUUGUACAUAAUUAAACUAUUUUCUGAUGA
This is a messenger RNA of Neofelis nebulosa (Clouded leopard), 4763 nucleotides long. RefSeq names its product cyclin G associated kinase (gene GAK). Gene Ontology annotation, cellular component: intracellular membrane-bounded organelle; cytoplasm; vesicle. The record is from RefSeq and is a predicted model, not a curated record. NCBI's taxonomy places the organism in Eukaryota, Metazoa, Chordata, Mammalia, Carnivora, Felidae. The coding region runs from base 510 to 4343 and encodes 1277 amino acids. Gene Ontology annotation, molecular function: clathrin binding; AP-2 adaptor complex binding; protein serine/threonine kinase activity. Gene Ontology annotation, biological process: regulation of clathrin-dependent endocytosis; clathrin coat disassembly; positive regulation of Notch signaling pathway. The transcript is spliced from 26 exons.